GUUGACGGAAGUGGCUGAAUUUCAAGACAACUUGGGAAAAAUAUUUUCCGAAAAACGUUUCUAAACCCUGGAAAAUCCGAAAUUUUUGGCGUUUUUCUCCUUUUCUGUGCACUGUGGAACCUUCAUUCUUCUAGUGAAUUUUUUAAUAGGUGAAAACAGCCUGAAAACCCACAUUUUCGUAAAACUCGUUUUUCGGUAGACUUUUAGAACUUUUUCUAAAAACAAAUAUUGCCACAAGACUCAGCAUGAUAUAUUAUCUAUAGUCCAUCCGUUUUCAAGAUUACCAAUACUCACCAAGUGCCAGUCCUGGGACAGCAAGGAAAAGGAAUUUUAAAAAAAGCUCUCCGUACUUUUGAAGCUGGUCUCUUGGUCGAUGUAAUGGUGUAUGAAUUAAAAGUAUAGCCUUCCAUUGAAAAAACUAGAUGGGCUUACAAAAUGAAUGAUGCUCCAUUUGACAUUCGCCAGUUUCGAUAUCCAUGGCGGACGAGUGUUUACCUUUAAAAUGAACUGAAGACCUUUUUCUAAAUGAGUUUUCAACGCUGAUUCAGAAAAAAAUAGUUUCAACUUUCCAUCUUGUAAUAAAACUUAAAAAAAAUCAAUUCUACGAUAAAGGUCAUUUUUUCGAUUUUUUCGACCCUUGCAGUAUUUCAGGUUUUUCUCCAUGAAAAAAGGAUUUUUAAAGAUUUUAAAGGUGAUAUUCGUGAUCAGCUCGACAAAACAAAUCAAAAUACGUAUGAUAAAUCGAAAAAUAAAACCCACUUGAAUUUUGCAUUAACUGCACCUUGCUUGAGCCAAGUACUUACAUAACUAUUUGUGAACUUUUCCGAGUAAUUUUCAAGGUAAGUCAAGUAUUUGAGAAAGUACUUGACAAGUAAAAUGUAAGUACUUGGCUGAUACAAUGCAAGCAAAUUCACUUCAACAGCUUCAGUCAAAUACUUAUUUCAUUUAGCUUCAUUUUAUAUUUUGUACAUAUUCUGCAGCCAUACUCUACUUUGGUAGAGUAAAUACAUGCACGGCUACUAAGUUUGUUUAACUCAGUAGAAAUAUAUAUGUUUAUUUUAUAAGUGUAUAACGAUUGAUAUUGCGGUCUUUAUAUACAAGCGGUCAAUGGAAAAAAAAAAGGGUGCCUGGCUCCAAGUCCUUAGCUAAAGUAAGUCAAGUAACGAAACUUGGCAAGUUCUUGAUCAAGUACUUGCCAACUGCUUAACUUGUCAUGUACUUCCCAAGUACUCAUGAAGUAAUCAAGUACUUGUACCAAGUACAUUCACUAGGGUAAUGUCUUUAAAAAAGAACAUUCUCACUACACAGCGGCAAGCGGCAGAAAAUUGAAAAUUUAAGAUAAGGAAUCUUUUCCCUCUAUGUCAAAAUAGUUUAGUAACACUGCUCUCCCCCCCCCAUAAUAAAAGAUCAUCCCCUGUUAGAAGACCACUGCCGAUUAUAUGACUUGAAAGCCAAAUAGAAGACCAUGGUCUUCUAUUAUGUCCGCGAAAAAAAUCCGAAAAUGCCCUCAGGAUAUAUUUUAUGUGCCAGUUUUCAUCGAAUUUUCUGUGGUACCCUGAGCAAUUCAUUAUAGCAGAAAUAUGAAAUCUGGAUCGAUUUUGAACGCUCUCUCGAAUGGCAUUGUCCGUUUUUUAUUUAAAUAUAAAACAGAUCCCCAAAAACCCAUUCAUAUAGGUCGAUCGGGCUAUGCAGAAUAUCGUGAUCAGGAUUUGUAGCUCAAUCGAGAUAAAUAUAGGCCAAUCGAGAUUUUCUCCCGAUUAGGAUAUAAGUCAUGAGACCGGACUGUAAGUUCUAAAAUAAUUUUUCGAUUCCUCGCUACCUACUUUCCUUAAGCUUUCGACUUAAGCUAGAUAUUCAAGUCUAUAUUUCUAUUUAAUGAUGACUACUUGCAAUAUUAUCUCAGUUUGACUUCACAGAUGUCGCUCAUUACAACUAACGAGUUUCCGAACUUGUAUUUUGCUUCUUUUCUGCAAUUUGGAAGAUAGACCAAGUUCAAAGCUGAUUAUUUUUUCUUGCGCAACUCGCACUAUAUUUAGUGAUACGACAGGUAGACGUUGUUUACAUAGAGUGUGGCGCCGAAUACUGUUGCAUCGCACACAUGGUUCUCGCUACUUGAACUCUAAAAUCUUCACUUUGUAAAGAUCAAUCUCUGCUAUAAACUUACUCGAAAUCGUAAUCAACAAAGUUGAUGAACAUACUGUCUUUGUGUUGCGGUCAUCAAGAGGAAAAUAUGGUAGCUCAAUUUUUGUGACUCGAUUAUUGUUUUCGUUGCUGUUUUCUAUAUAAUUCGUUGGAUAUUUGUAACUCAUGAUGGUUAAAUAAUUAUCCGAUUUACUCUACUAUUGUGUACAAAUUACUUGUAUAUAGCUAUAAAUAUAUUCUCUAUAUUUCGUGUUUGUAAAUUGUCAAUGUAAGUUGACCAAAUGGUCGUUUGACUUUUUAACCUUGAACUUUUGAUUAAAAGUAGAAUUUCUAAUUAUUUAGAUCAUAAUGUUGCAUGAUAGUGUUUGGCCUUCUCAAAAUACUGAUUACUCAGCUAAUGGUUAGUACUGUUGAUCUGCAAGAACUUGAAACUAAAACUUUAGUUUUUUGUUGUAUUCUCUUCAUUUCAGACCGACCAGCUCACUCCGUAUCUCAGCCGAUAGCCAUGCCUGGUCGAGUACAAAACGAUACAUCUUAUCAAGAUAGUAAUAGUGUUGUAUUUUCACCAAAGUCAACAGAUCCAGCAAAUCUUGGCGUUAAUAUGUGUAUUCAUAUACUUGAAGAUAGCUCACCAAGAAAUGACAGUGAGAAUAAAAAGGCCGACAGUCCAAAUAAUUUUCGCGAUGACAAAUCAGAUGAUACAGCAGCUGAUAGUGCUCUAACCGAUUCAAGUCGUAAACAAUCCCCUCGUUCAUCUCCUGUUGAUUCACAUGGUGGUGAUAGUAAUAAUGGCGGCGGUCCAAAUGGUGUGAACGAACGUGUCUCAACUCAAAUGAUAAAUGGACAAAUAACACCAGCAAUGCCCAUUCACUAUAUGAAACAAGACCAACAAAUGCAUCAGCAUUUACUUCAACAACAGCAUCAGCAACAGUUGCAGUCUGAACAUACACUAAGUUUAUUACACACACAACAAUAUAUGGCCGAACAGCAACAACAAAAUCAAACUGCAGCACAGCAGCAAUAUCUUCAAGCACAUCUUCAACAUAUUCCUCAACAGAUAUAUGCCGAACAAACAAAUCAAUAUGAUCCAAGAGCAACUAAUUCACAACAAGGUUUUCAGCUAGACUAUACGUUGAUUCAACCGCAUUCAUACGAAUCUCAAUCAGUUAUGAGUGCUUUUAAUCCAUUACAACCACCUGCUACAUCAUCAUCUAGCGUAGGUCAAGAUCCAAAUUUAAAUUUAAACAUUUAUCCAUGGCAGGCCGCUGCUGCACUUGCCGCCGUUCAACAACAACAACAGCAGUCUCAACAGCAGCAACAGUCAUACAACACGUCAACUAAUCAGUAUAUUGUUAAUGGAAGUGGACAGGAUAACGGUUAUUUGCCAGCACUUGCUGCUGCAAAUUUUCAACCACAAAUGUUGCCACAGUUUUGGGGUUUACCACUGAUGUAUCCCCCGAACAUGUUACAACAGCCAUCGACACAAACACAAGGACAAGCUGCUGGUAACAUGCAACAAUCGCCGCAAACAAAACAGCCAAAUAGACCAAUGACACCGUCAAAUCAAAAUGACGGUAUGUCAAUUUUAAGUACAUCACAACCAAAUCAAACAACACAAUAUAUUAAUAUGGCUAGAACAGCUCAAACACCAGCUUUUCCAUAUUACGCUGCUUCCCCAACGUAUUUGGAUCCAAACUUAAUGAUUCAGAGUCCAAGACAACCAGUAGGAUCGCCCAGUGUAAGAUUAUAUCCUCAACAAGUGACCGUUCCGGGUAGUAAUACUACUGGCGUUUAUGGAAGUCCUGUGCCAAAUUCUCUUGCAAGUUCAUUUAGUGGUACGCCCAUCUUAUCAUCUAUUUUUUCUUUUGAUGAAGUAUCAUGCUUCUUCGUUUCAGAAGUAUUUACGGCAAACCAACGUCGUGACGCUUCCGAAUUUUCGCGUCAAAAGCCUCAAAUGUACCACGGAGGAGUUGGGCUCGGUUUACCUCCAUCACCAGCGUUCAGUAGCUUAAUGACAUCGAUGACACCACCACCAGCUACAAAUGUUUACGAGGGUUUUUUUAAUAAUGGUGGCCGUUUUAUGCAAGCACCACCGCCUCAACAAGUUGGUCCACAACAACAGCAACAACAAAUGUUAAAUGGCGAUAACUACGGUCCCGCGCAAGGUGGUCGACGUAAUACGGGUGGAGGAAUGAAUGCACCUUUGCAGAAUUACUACGCUGCUGGUGUAUUUGGUACAGGAGCAGGUCAUGGAAAUGGAAAUGGAAAUAAUGGUCUCGGGGGACGAGAAGCAUCUGUAACACGUUCGAAAUUAUUAGAUGAUUUUCGUAAUAGUCGUAUGCCUAAUUUGCAAUUACGUGAUGUGAGCGGUCAUUUUGCAGAAUUUUCAAUGGAUCAACAUGGAUCUAGAUUUAUCCAGCAAAAACUUGAACGUGCCACACCACAAGAAAAAGAUUUGGUUUUUAAAGAGAUAGUACAGCAAUCAUAUCAAUUAAUGACAGAUGUAUUUGGAAAUUAUGUCAUUCAGAAAUUUUUCGAAUUUGGAUCGAAUGAACACAAACAAUAUUUGGCCCAACGUAUUCGUGGUAAUGUGUUAACAUUAGCAUUGCAAAUGUACGGUUGUCGUGUUAUUCAGAAGGCUGUUGAAAGUUUGUCACAAGAGUAUCAAACAGAUAUCGCUCAUGAACUAGAAGGAAAUAUCAUUAAAUGUAUUGAAGAUCAAAAUGGUAAUCACGUUAUACAAAAGUGUAUUGAAUGCAUCAAUAGUGAAGAUGUCGAAUUUAUUAUCAAAGAUGUUACACGUCAAGUAUUUCAAUUAUCAGCACAUCCAUAUGGUUGUCGUGUCAUUCAACGUAUAUUAGAAAACUGUAAAGAAUCGCAAACACGACCAAUUUUAGAAAUAUUACAUGAGCAAUUAGAACUACUUGUACAAGAUCAAUAUGGUAAUUAUGUUAUUCAACAUGUACUUGAACAUGGAAAAACAGAAGAUCGAAGUCGAAUUGUCAAUGCUUUGAGGGGAAAAGUUUUGGUAUUAGCACAACAUAAAUUUGCCAGUAACGUUAUUGAAAAAUGUGUGACAUACGCAACACGUCAAGAAAAAGCAUUUUUAAUCGAAGAAAUUGUGUCAUAUGGUGAUGGUGCAUCAUCCGCUCUGCUGACAAUGAUGAAAGAUCAAUUUGCUAACUAUGUUGUACAAAAAAUGAUUGAUGUUGCUGAACCAAAUCAACGUAAAUUAUUAUUACAAAAAGUUCGUCCACAUAUUCAAUCAUUACGAAAAUUUACCUAUGGUAAACAUAUCAUAACAAAAUUAGAAAAGUAUGUUAAUAAAAGUUCUGAUCUUGGUGGACCAUUACUACCUGUUCAGCAACAAACUUCAAACGGAGGUGGUGGUGGAUUACAUUUUGAAAAUUAG
Messenger RNA from Didymodactylos carnosus, 5554 nucleotides. The record is from the annotation of a GenBank genome assembly. Lineage: Eukaryota; Metazoa; Rotifera; Eurotatoria; Philodinida; Philodinidae.